GUGCGGUGCGCCCUGCGAUCCAUCUUUCACCUGAGCUAGUCCAGAAUUAUUUCGGUAAGAAGAAUGAAUCCAUCCGCGGCUGCAGGAUGACGGGACUUUGGACGGGCGCGUUGAUGGAUGCGGCAACCGCAGGUUUUGGGCUCGGCGGCAGUUUGGAGGAAGGGCGAUUUGAAUUGAGAAAGAAGGCAGCGACCAAUUCGAAUUGGGGCGCUCUGAAAUGCGAGUUCGCCAAUGCGGUUGCCGUUGACAUUUGGGUUCGAAACAGCCAGUGCUAAUUCAUAAGGGGAAUCGCCACCAACAUCGUGCAUAUUGUAGCUACCAUGUCGAAGUCGAAGAACCACACGAACCACAACCAGAACAAGAAGGCUCACCGCAACGGCAUUAAGAAGCCCAAGGCCAACCGGUACCCUUCGCUCAAGGGUGUUGACCCCAAGUUCCUGCGCAACCAGCGUUUCGCCAAGCGCGGCACCUUCAAGGUUGUCCACAAGGCUAAGAUGGCUGCCAAGGCUGCCGAAGGCUGCCCAGCAGUAAAUAGCCCAAUGGCGCGUGAAGCUUCUUUUUUCUCGCUCAUUUUUUUCUCUGCUCGGCGGGACAUCUC
Molecule: messenger RNA, 598 nt
Organism: Linderina pennispora
Lineage: Eukaryota; Fungi; Kickxellomycota; Kickxellomycetes; Kickxellales; Kickxellaceae
Product: ribosomal 60S subunit protein L29
Exons: 1
Biological process (GO): cytoplasmic translation
Cellular component (GO): cytosolic large ribosomal subunit; ribosome
Molecular function (GO): structural constituent of ribosome
Source: RefSeq, a predicted model, not a curated record